AUGGAAAACAUUGAGAUUAGUUGGACUCCUCCUAAUCAAGAUGAAAUCAUGAUCUGUUUUGAUGGUGCAUCUUUCAGAAACCCAGGCCAAGCUGGUUCAAGUGUUGUUUUCCGUGAUGCAAGUUCGGAGGUGCUUGGUGUUCUUUGUGUUGGCCUUGGUUGGCAAACCAAUUUCUAUGUGGAAGUAUGUGCGAUUAUUUAUGGUGCGAUUGUGGCUAAGAGAUGGAAUAUGCGGAGUCUUUGCAUUCGUUCUGAUUCGAAGAGUUGCAUACAAGCUUUUCAAAAGGGCGAGCUGCCUUGGCAGCUGGUGCAGAAGUGGAAAAUUGCGAAGUCUUACUACAUGAACGUUCGUUAUAUUGAUAGCUAUAGGGAGGUUAAUUUCUCAGUUGAUGCCUCGGCCAAGCAAGCCUGUUUGCUGGCUGAGGAUAUUUUUGAAUUUUAUGAGGGUAGGCCAGGUUUUAUUCCAUCUGUGGAAUGGCCUGGAAGGGUUUAUUAUCGUUUCAAAUAG
Messenger RNA from Papaver somniferum (opium poppy), 507 nucleotides. RefSeq lists its product as uncharacterized. Lineage: Eukaryota; Viridiplantae; Streptophyta; Magnoliopsida; Ranunculales; Papaveraceae. Bases 1 to 507 code for a protein of 168 amino acids. The record is from RefSeq and is a predicted model, not a curated record. The transcript has a single exon. Gene Ontology annotation, molecular function: RNA-DNA hybrid ribonuclease activity; nucleic acid binding.